Molecule: messenger RNA, 6416 nt
Organism: Paramuricea clavata
Lineage: Eukaryota; Metazoa; Cnidaria; Anthozoa; Malacalcyonacea; Plexauridae
Source: the annotation of a GenBank genome assembly
AGGUAUAUACAAUAAAUUUGGAAUCAAAGUUCUUGCUUGUUCAAGGGGUUCCAGCUUUGGAUGUGACCAAGGAUUUGUUGGAAACAUUUGCAAUAUAUGGUACGAUUGAUGAGUAAGUACAAUCGUCAUGUAAUCAUUUUACUGAAAAUAAUGAUAAUAUUAUAUUCAUGGCUGAUUUUAAUUAAAAUUGUGUGAAGGAAAUAUCGAAAAUACAAAUUCAUGUGUAGGUAACGUAUUUGAACGGGAAAACUCCAUUUAAUCAAAUGCUGGAGAUUAUAACGUCAACAUACAGUAGAUUAAAGAUUUUUUAAUUCCAAAUAAUGAUAUGCCUAAAAAUCAUGAUAUAUAAUAUAUAGCCUCCUCUGAACCUAAAAUAUCCAACAUGCACUAAUAAAGGUUACUUCCAUUAUUUAAAUUUUGGUAUUAUACAAUUGUAUACAUACCUUAUUAAAACUAAAAAGAUGUAACCAAAAGGCAAAACAUUUUGCUAUUAGAAAUAUUUUUGGAAAGACACAUUCCGAAUUUGCUUCAAUGCACAGGAAACGAUUAUAUUUUGCACCGUGUUUCAUUGAGAUUGAACUUACUCGGAAUACAAACACCCAUAUUAUUUUAAUAUGCGAGUUUAUAAUUACAUAUGUAGUGUAGUUUUUAAUUACUUUUCAAUAUACACGCGAGAAUGCAAAACGAAGACAUUGCAUUUGCUUGAUAGACGAUAUACAUUUCUAGGUGUUCUAAAACAAAUUCGUCAGAUUCCUAAACAUUUACAAAAAAGCUUUUUGAAAGUUUUACGAUAUUUUUUCAUACGCCAGAGGUAGAUCAGUCCGUUGACAGCAAAAUUUAAGGUCAUGAGAGUUUUUCCCCAAACUGUGGCUGGCUCUACUAUAUUUGACGAAGGCCAUUCUUCAGCAGACAAUACGGACAUAGACAAGAUAGUUAAAAUUGGUAGCAAAGUUAAAGCCAGGAUAGAACAAACAAUUUCAAUUGUUGUAAGAAAAUUCUUUUCGCUUUCCAGCCGUAUCUUAAUCAUCCUAAUGCUAGCUUCGUUUAAACCUUGUCUUUUGUACAAUCCAUUUCUUUGUUUUCUCAGUGAAAUGUAUGAAGCAAAGUACACUAUUUGGGUAAGAAAAAACGUUGUCCACGCCAAAGAAAGUUUGCAAAGCAUCCAAUGAACUUCAUAACCGUAGAUGAGUAUGACGUUUAGUAUUCCCUCGCACGUAAAAUGGAAGAGCCAUACUGCUGCUAGCCAGUAUCGAGUAACACGAGUUGUUAUCUGGACACGAUGCCACAGUGGAAAUGCUACCGAAAAAAAUCGUUCGAUUGACAGACAAAAAAAUGAAGUGAAUGAAAUUGAUUCAAGAAAUGUUAUAGCGGUUUUAAAUAACUGGCUUGUUGCCAGUGUAGAAGAGGUGGACACGUUUAAAUUCAAAUAGGAGUUAAAGAGAAACAGCCGUGCUAGAUUGACACAGGAUGCAAGGAGAUCGAUAAUUGCGAUAUUGACGAUGAAUGGUGACGACGAACUUCGUAAAAGUUUGUAAGGAUCUUUCUUGUGUGCAUAGAGCAGCAUUAUGUUGAGAAAUAUUCCGAGUAUAUUAAAUGUUAUUUGAAUAAUCACAGCACUCUUUUUCCAUGUGCAGGGGACAUUAUAUUUUCAGGAAAAAAGUGUAUUACAAAAGCUAGUAUGUAUAUAGUUUUCCUUUGAUUUGGAUGAAUAUUAAAAGUAUGCAGGGGUGGAAAAACUGAGGACGAUUUAAUUUAUCUUCCCCCCCCCCCCCAUCGACAACUUUUUUGGUAAAAAAAUUUCGGACAAGAACGUUACAAUUGCUUUCGUAGCACUUUUUCCGAACCAGCACUCGGCGGGCCUGCGUAUAUGCAGGUAUGCUUGACCACGAAGAUUCCGACAACAUUACCAAUUUACCGACGUUGUGUAAGUUGAGAAAAUCAAGUUAAAGUUUAUAUGUAAAUCAAGGAAAAUCUCUAUCACAUAUGAAGAUACGACACACUUAUGAUUUUUCUUUGUAUUUUCCUCAUGAAUUAUUAAUGUUUUUUUGAAUGAAUUUAUAACUAUGAUCAUUUUGAAUUUUUUAUCUCCAUUAUUUUCUCCAUCCCUGAUAAUUAAAAGAGCAAAGUUUUCGGCGUCGAAUAAAUUAAUUAACAACUUCACAUUAACAUGUCUCCAUGAGCAAUAUACAGAACUUUAAGUGUUAAUAUUCUUCACUCCAACAGGUGAAUUGAACUAGAGUGUUUUUUAUUAAGGAAACAUUUAAUAUAGGAGGUUAUAUAGGUAUAUUAAUAUAUAGUGUUUUAGAACAAGGAAAGUUGUGCUGAAGUCCUAUACCAUAUUUUUAAAAUACUUCGCGGAUUAAAAUAUAGCAAAUGGAGUCGUUGAUUAACUGCUGUUAUUACAAUUCUCAUUUUUAUGCAUUAUUAAUAAGAGAUUACAUAUAACUACAGCUUGAUAUAUAUACCUAACAACUGCCUGCUUGCUAUAGCUUAUGGGCGAGAAGUUCAGUCACAUUGAUUACAUAUAUAGAGAACAUAUACUUUUCUAUUGCCGUGUUGAAAUUACCUUAAAGAAUGAAUAAUUUCACCGAAUAUAACGUUCCUACAUGGAAAACGAGUGCUGUGGUUGUACAAAUAACAUUUUGUAUACUGGGAAUAUUUCUCAACAUAAUGCUGCUCUAUGCACACAAGAAAGAUCCUUACAAACUUUUACGAAGUUUGUCGUCUCCAUUCAUCGUCAAUAUCGCAGUUAUCGAUUUUCUUGGAUGCUGUGGCUUUCUAGCACAACCGUUUCUCCUUAAAUUCUAUAAUUUCAAUAAGUUUAAUGCAAAUGCAUCCAUGUCUACCAGACAGGCAACAAACUUACUAAAUGCCGUUAUAACAUUUCUUCAAUUAAAUUUCAUUUUCUUCAUUUUUCUUUCUGUCAGUCGAACGAUUUUUCUCGAUAGCAUUUCCGCUGUGGCAUCGUGUCCAGAUAACAACUCGUGUUACUCGAUGUUGGCUAGCAGCAGUAUGGUUCUUCCAUUUUACAUACGAAGUAACAAUAAACGUCAUGUUGAUCUACGGUUAUAGUUAUGAAGUUCAAUGGAUACUGUACAAACUUUCUUUGAUGUGGACAACAUUUCUUUUUACCCAAAUAAUGUACUUCGCGUCGUACAUUUCACUGAGAAAUCAAAGAAAUGUGUUAUACAGAAGACAAGAUCUAAGCGAGGCCAGUAUUAGGAUGGUUAAAAUAAGAUUGGAAAGUGAAAAUAAUUUUCUUACAACAAUUGCAAUUGUUUGUUUUGUCCUGGCUUUAACUUUGCUACCAAUUUUAACAGGGUCGUUUGUGCUUGUGUUGUGUAGCAAAGAAUGGAUUCCUGCAAAGUUACUUAAAAAACCAGACGUUGUUUGGGGAACAACUCUCAUGACCACACAUUUUGCUGUCAACGGACUGAUCUACCUCAAGCGUAUGAAAAAAUAUCGCAAAACUUUCAAGAAGCUUUAUUGUAAAUGUUUAAGUGCCUAACGAAUUUGUAACCUAGAAAUGUAAUUCGCUUAUGAAGCUAAGGCAAUUGCAUGGGGUUAAAAGACAUGCAAUUAGUUCUUGGUAUAGAUUCUUGCGUUCUUUGGUGAACAAUAUAAUUAAAAAACUAUGUCUUAUUAAACUGACAUAUAUAUAUUAAAAUUUAGAUGAAAAAUUAUUAAUAUUUCAAAACAGUUGUCAAUUCCGAGUAACUGGGAGUAUUCAUGUUUUUGAAAUACAGCCCUAAAAUAUAAUUCAGUGCAAUUUUGUUUUCUCGAUUAGUGGAAAAAUUAAUUUAUUGUAAGAAAGUUUUAUGUUCAAUUUUUUUCUGCAUGUUAGACAAUUCGAAACUAUUUUGAUGUAAAUAGUCUUCAUCUAUAAUAAUUAUUGGGAUGGAGCUUUUCAAGAGACUUCAAAUUUAACUCGUCGUUCGUGCAAUAUUUCCCCAAAAUUGUUCUCUCAUUUCAUCAUCCCCAGUGAACUGCAUAUAAUACUGGAUGUCCCAAGAAAAACUGGACACUGUUUGAUUUCAUGUAACGUAAAAGCUAUAAAAGCUAUCGCAAUGAAAUAAAGAUCAUUGUAUUCAGAAAGGACUAACUUAGAUUUUGACUAAUUUACAUGCAAUAUCGAGCGAGAUACAACCAAAAUAAAAAUAUUUAUUAUUUAACAAGUAUAACUAUACACUGAUCGGUAUAGUUAUAAGGUUGUUUUUGUGCUAAUAUUUGGCAUUUUCAAAAACAGUAGUUCAACGUUCAAACAUCAAUAGCGCAGUCAAUAUUGCACGUAAAUUCAAGUGCUAUAUAAUAUCAAAAUCUAAGUUUGUACUUUCGGAAUGCAAUGAUAUUUAUUUCAUUGCGAUAGCUUUUAUAACCUUUACGUUACAUGAAAUCAAACAGUGUCCAGUUUUUUUUUUGGGGGGGGGGGGGCACCCGGUAGUUCACUGAUCAUCCCUAUUCAACUGCAUAUUUAUGUGCCACGCUUCCAAGGACCGCCUUUGAUAUUAACGAUUAUUUGUUUUUGUAUUGUACAUUCUACUUUUCAGGUACAGGAUUUUGGAUGAUUAUCCUGCGGAGGAUUUCACCAAAGUUUACUGGAUCAAAUUUAAGCAUAUCAUGGCUGCCAGGUAAAUGAAUUCCGCCCAGGAGAAGGGCGCUGUGGGAGGAGGGGACUGCAGUGGGCAAUUCUACUAAAAAAUCGGGCAGACGUUAUAUGGCGGGAAAAUUUUGUAUGCCCCCCCCCCCCAAUUCUUUCCUCACUUACGCCUAUGUUUUAAAUAACAGAAUAGACAACAAACAGGCUAGAAGUCAGUUUCAUGCACAUUUAUUGCAGAGUAUAUAUAACAACAAUUGAUGUAUAUAAGUUACACUGGAUCUGCUAGACCAUUUUAGCAUGACAAAAGUGUAACUGAGAGGCGUUUAGAGCAAUUCUGAACCUGUCCUAAAAAUGUCAUGCUAAGAAUCAACCUAAAUGCUGCAUGGUAUUUAGUUUGUUCACUUAAAAUGUUGGAAUAAUCUGCUUAUAAAUUAUAACUAUAUAUAAUUAUCUGAUUAUGACUAUAAUAUAAUUAGUCCUUAGUACUUAGUAACCUUCGCUCGGAACGUCAAAGUUUGUUCUUAUUUUUGAGGUAAUUGCAUCAUACACAGAAGCCCCCAUAUUUUGUUCAUCCAAGACUGUGUAAAAUAAUACCUCUUUAAUAAAAAUGUGUGUAAAACAAAGCUGUGCUAUUUUACACGUAUUUUUUACUCACAUUUUUUUCAAAAAAAUUUGUAGUUGUACGUUUUACACAAAUUUGUUUUGCCGAAGCAAGGAAAGGGUUCGAUAACUUCAAAAAAAUCCUUUGAGGACAUAAUGUCUAUUCCUCUCUCAAACUUAACACACCAUAGAUGCUUUAAGUAUAGCGAGCUUCCGGCAGCUGCAUACUACGUUCAAAAUGGGUACUUUUCACCUCUGAGAUCAUGCGCACAGACAACAUGAGCAACAGCGAAAAGGAGGUAAUUAGUCAUCCUCGUUCCCAGGGCCUCACGGCUGCGCAAAUAUUUUCCCUAGUGAAAACUGCUCAACUUCUGCGAAAUAGCAGUUCUCUGAGAGGCCAGUUGGAUCUCUCCCUUUAGUCGUCUAACCCAAAGCCUAAUUUUCAACGAAAGACGGAGUGAAAAUGGCUCUGGGGACGAGAAUGGUAAUCAGUGAGAAAUUGCAAUAUACUUACCAAAACAAUCCGAAGACCAACUGACCAAGGACAAGUGUAUUUUUAGACUUCUGGGGUCGGUUGUACGAAGGGUGGAUAGUGCUAGAUGCAUUAAACUUUAGUAAUAUAAUUUAUUUUUAUUAAUUGUGAAAUCCAAAUCCUUGGUUACACAACUUUUUAAGCAUUUAUAGAAAAAUUGAAAAAAUCACUAUUAACGGUGGAUAGCGUUUUCCGGCCCCUGCUCGGAUCCGAAUAAAUAAUCUCCAUAUACUUGGACUUGUUAAUUAGCGUUUCUCACGAAGGCCAAAAUCCGUCAUUUUUUGGGUACUGUCUGCCCUCGUGAAAAGCGACUUUUAAAGGUUGUAACUGUAAAUGUACCAUUAUACAAACAAGCAUAAUACUAAAAAGUCGCAUUUCGUGGUGCGGAGACCCUCAAACGUGGGAGAGGCAGUACCCCAAAAUGGCGGAAAAAUCGGCGAGAAAGGCUAAUUGCUGUCCACAACACUGAUGAAAACAAACUCUGCCUAAUGUGUUGUUUAGAAGUGAUAAAGUUGAGAAACUAAGGUGCGGCCUUCUUUGAUUUCAGGAAAGCUAAAAGAAAACUUGAUAAUCGUUCAUUUUUCGGAGGCAUUCUCCAUGUUUCCUAUGCACCAGAGUUUGAAUCUGUCGAAGAAACGAAAGAAAAGUUAAUGGAUCGAAAACGAGUUGUUGAACGGAAAAUAAAUU